GAAGUAAUUGGAUUAUUGGGGGGAAGAUAUAGUUGCGAACAAAAAGAGCUAAAGAUACUGAGAGCCGAGCCUUGUGAAAGCUUAAGUACGGAGGUGCAGUGUGAAAUGGACUCUGUUUCACAGACGGAAGCCUUUACCGAACUAUGCAACCGUGGAUACUCUGUAGUUGGUUGGUAUCAUUCACAUCCGUAUUUUUCUCCUAUUCCUUCCAUAAGAGAUAUUGAAACGCAGUCAAAAUAUCAGGACUGGUUUGCUCAGGGUGGAGCUCCCUUCGUUGGAGUUAUUAUUAGUCCAUACUAUAGACAACUUGUAACACACGAAUCCAGUAUUACAUGUUUAAUGAUUGGAGAUAAAAUGGAUAAAACGGAUAAUCUUAGUAAGUUCUAG
Molecule: messenger RNA, 387 nt
Organism: Trichoplax adhaerens
Lineage: Eukaryota; Metazoa; Placozoa; Uniplacotomia; Trichoplacea; Trichoplacidae
Exons: 4
Biological process (GO): double-strand break repair
Cellular component (GO): BRISC complex; BRCA1-A complex
Molecular function (GO): polyubiquitin modification-dependent protein binding; metallopeptidase activity
Source: RefSeq, a predicted model, not a curated record